Messenger RNA from Chrysoperla carnea, 1779 nucleotides. RefSeq names its product T-complex protein 1 subunit zeta (gene CCT6). Gene Ontology annotation, biological process: protein folding. The transcript is spliced from 3 exons. Gene Ontology annotation, molecular function: ATP hydrolysis activity; ATP binding; ATP-dependent protein folding chaperone. Gene Ontology annotation, cellular component: chaperonin-containing T-complex. Lineage: Eukaryota; Metazoa; Arthropoda; Insecta; Neuroptera; Chrysopidae. The record is from RefSeq and is a predicted model, not a curated record. The coding region runs from base 112 to 1704 and encodes 530 amino acids.
GUUAAACAAAAAAUCCCUAUUCAUUCAAUUCGUUGUCGGCUGUCUAGAAUAUUACCAAUUUUUAAUAAAACGUGCAAAGAUUUUUAUUAUUUUGUGUAAAAGUUAUUUGAAAUGGCAGCGAUUAGCUUAUUAAAUCCCAAAGCUGAGGUUGCAAGAGCAGCUCAAGCUUUAGCAGUUAAUAUUUCAGCAGCAAAAGGUAUUCAAGAUGUAAUGAAAUCUAACCUAGGACCCAAAGGCACCAUGAAAAUGUUGGUCUCUGGAGCUGGUGAUAUCAAGAUCACUAAAGAUGGUAACGUUCUUUUACACGAAAUGCAAAUUCAACACCCAACUGCUUCAUUAAUCGCUCGUGCAUCCACUGCUCAAGAUGAUAUUACUGGAGAUGGCACGACUUCCACAGUUCUUGUUAUUGGCGAAUUAUUAAAGCAAGCUGAUUUAUAUAUUUCUGAAGGAUUACAUCCUCGAAUUAUUACAGAAGGUUUUGAUAAAGCUCGUCAAAAAACAAUGGAAAUUUUAGACAAAUUUAAAAUCCCAAUUGAAAUCAAUCGUGAUCAAUUAUUGGAUGUGGCUCGAACAGCAUUGAGAACUAAAGUUCAUCAAAAAUUAGCUGACGUUCUCACAGAAGUUUGUGUUGAUGCUGUAUUGGCUAUUAGACAAGAAGAUAACCAAGUUGAUUUACAUAUGGUAGAAAUUAUGGAAAUGCAACAUAAAACUGCUACUGAUUCCCAAUUAAUCAAAGGUAUUGUUUGCGACCAUGGUUCCCGUCAUCCUGAUAUGCCAAAACGUCUUACUAACGCUUACAUUUUAACAUGUAACGUCAGCAUGGAGUACGAAAAAUCCGAGGUAAAUUCGUCAUUUUUCUACAAAACAUCUGAAGAACGUGAAAAAUUUGUAACUGCAGAACGUGAAUUUAUCGAUCAACGUGUACGUAAAAUUGUUGAAUUUAAAAAGAAACUUUGUGAUGGUACUGAUAAAAAUUUCGUCAUAAUUAAUCAAAAAGGAAUUGAUCCAAUGUCUUUGGAUAUGUUAGCUAAAGCUGGAAUCAUGGCUUUACGUCGUGCAAAGAGGCGUAAUAUGGAACGUUUAGCUUUAGCUUGUGGUGGAAUUGCUUUGAAUCACUUAGAUGAUAUCGAAGAGAAACACCUCGGUUUUGCUGGCGUUGUAUAUGAACAUGUCCUAGGAGAAAAUAAAUAUACAUUUGUAGAAGAAUGCAAAAAUCCAUUAUCAGUAACAAUUCUUAUUAAAGGACCAAACAAACAUACUUUGGCUCAAAUUAAGGAUGCUGUUCGUGAUGGAUUACGUGCUAUCAACAAUGCUGUUGAAGACAAGGCUUUAGUUCCCGGUGCUGGAGCUUUUGAAAUUCAUGCAAAUAAUGAAUUAUUGAAGUUCAAGGAUACGGUUAAAGGAAAAGCCCGUUUAGGAAUUCAAGCUUAUGCAGAAGCCUUGCUUGUUAUACCAAAAGUAUUAGCAGUAAAUUCAGGUUACGAUGCACAAGAUACGAUUGUGAAAUUACAAGAGGAAGCUCGUUUAAGUUCACCUGUAGGAUUGGAUUUGGCUACUGGUGAGCCAAUUAAUCCUGUCACCAAUGGAAUUUAUGAUAAUUACGUAGUUAAAAAACAAAUUAUCAAUUCUUGCUCUGUUAUUGCAAGUAACCUUUUACUUGUUGAUGAAAUUAUGAGAGCUGGAAUGAGUAGUUUAAAAGGUUAAUAAAAUAAAUUACUUACUGUUUUCGAUUUAUUAUUUUCACUGCGUUUUGUUUUUUACUCACAGCUAAUUAAUAUU